GUGGCCAUGUGAAGUGCUGGGUCCGGCCUGGGGCGAGGCGGUUUAACAGCUAUCAGAGGAAUGAGGCGGCUGAUCUGCAAGCGCAUCUGUGAUUAUAAAAGCUUUGAUGAUGAAGAGUCAGUGGAUGGAAAUAGGCCAUCGUCAGCUGCCUCAGCGUUCAAGGUUCCUGCACCCAAAAAGCCAGGAAAUCCUUCGAACAGUGCAAGAAAGCCAGGUUCAGCUGGUGGGCCUAAGGUUGGAGCCUCCUCUAAAGAAGGAGGGGCUGGAGCAGUGGAUGAAGAUGACUUUAUUAAAGCAUUUACAGAUGUUCCUACUGUACAGAUCUAUUCUAGUCGAGAACUUGAAGAAACGUUAAACAAAAUCAGGGAAAUUCUCUCAGAUGACAAACAUGAUUGGGAUCAACGAACUAACGCGCUCAGGAAAGUUCGCUCUUUGCUUGUUGCCGGAGCUGCGCAGUAUGAUGGAUUUUUUCAGCAUUUGCGGUUGUUGGAUGGUGCUUUCAAGCUGUCAGCCAAGGAUCUCAGAUCCCAGGUGGUUAGAGAAGCAUGCAUUACUGUAGCCCAUCUUUCAACUGUUUUGGGAAACAAGUUUGAUCAUGGCGCUGAAGCUAUUGUGCCUACUCUUUUUAAUCUGGUUCCCAACAGCGCCAAAGUAAUGGCAACUUCUGGGUGUGCAGCCAUUAGAUUUAUUAUUCGGCAUACCCAUGUGCCCAGACUUAUACCUUUAAUAACAAGCAACUGUACCUCAAAAUCAGUUGCAGUUAGAAGGCGCUCUUUUGAAUUUUUAGACCUGUUGUUACAAGAGUGGCAAACGCAUUCACUGGAAAGGCAUGCAGCUGUCUUGGUUGAAACCAUCAAGAAGGGUAUUCAUGAUGCUGAUGCAGAGGCAAGAGUGGAGGCAAGAAAGGCUUAUUUGGGUCUUAGAAAUCACUUUCCUAGUGAAGCAGAGACUCUCUACAACUCCCUUGAGCCGCCCUAUCAAAGAAGCCUCCAGACUUACCUAAAGAAUUCUGGCAGUAUAGCAUCUCUCCCUCAGUCAGACAGGUCCUCCUCCAGCUCACAGGAGAGCCUCAAUCGUCCUCUAUCUUCUAAAUGGUCUGCAGCCACCCCAGGAAGUCUUGCAGGCAGAGUUUCAGGAAGCAGCAGCAAGAGUGCUGCAAGCACGGGGACUCUGCAGAGGUCUCGCAGUGACAUCGAUGUGAACGCUGCCGCGGGCGCCAAGGCCCGCCAUGCCGCCGGGCAGGGCGCCGGGCGCCUCUCCGCAGCUGGUUUGCCCCCAGGAUCCUAUGCCUCACUCGAGGAUACUUCUGACAAGAUGGAUGGAACAGCUUCUGAAGAUGGACGUGUACGAACAAAGCUUUCGACGCCAUCUGUUGGUAUUGGAAAUUCUAAAACAGAUUCCAGAGGACGCAGCAGAACCAAAGUGGUGUCUCAGUCGCAGCCUGGCAGCAGAUCGGGAUCUCCUGGAAGAGUUUUGACAACAACUGCACUUUCCACUGUGAACACAGGCGUUCAGAGAGUGUUGGUGAAUCCUGCAGCUGCACAAAAACGAAGCAAAAUCCCCCGAAGUCAGGGAUGCAGCAGGGAAGCUAGUCCUUCUAGACUGUCAGUAGCGCGAGGCAGCCGCAUUCCUCGGCCUAGUGUGAGUCAGGGCUGCAGUCGGGAGGCCAGCCGUGAAAGCAGCAGGGACACGAGCCCUGUCCGCUCUUUUCCACCCCUUGCUUCCAGGCAUCACUCCAGAUCCACUGGUGCCCUCUACGCUCCUGAUGCUUAUGGGGCUGCAGGUGCAGGCUUUGGAAUCAGUCAGUCGAGCAGAUUGUCAUCGUCCGUUAGCGCCAUGCGAGUCCUCAACACAGGGUCUGAUGUGGAAGAAGCAGUAGCAGAUGCUUUGAAGAAGCCUGUGCGGAGAAGGUACGAGUCCUAUGGGAUGUAUUCAGACGAUGAUGCCAACAGUGAUGCAUCAAGUGCCUGUUCAGAAAGGUCCUACAGCUCUCGCAACGGAAGCAUCCCAACAUACAUGAGACAGACAGAAGAUGUGGCAGAAGUCCUAAAUCGCUGUGCAAGCACCAACUGGUCUGAGAGAAAAGAAGGUCUUCUAGGUCUGCAGAAUUUAUUAAAAAAUCAGAGAACUUUAAGUCGUGUUGAAUUGAAAAGGUUAUGUGAAAUCUUCACAAGGAUGUUUGCUGAUCCUCACAGUAAGAGAGUUUUCAGCAUGUUUCUGGAGACACUCGUGGACUUCAUCCAGGUCCAUAAGGAGGAUCUGCAGGACUGGCUGUUUGUAUUGCUGACACAGCUGUUGAAAAAAAUGGGGGCUGAUUUGCUUGGCUCUGUGCAGGCAAAAGUUCAGAAGGCACUUGAUGUCACAAGGGAAUCUUUUCCAAACGAUCUUCAGUUCAGUAUUUUAAUGAGAUUUACUGUUGAUCAGACUCAAACACCUAGCCUGAAGGUCAAAGUUGCAAUCCUUAAAUACAUAGAGACGCUUGCACAGCAGAUGGAUCCAGGAGAUUUUGUAAAUUCAAGUGAAACUAGGUUAGCAGUGUCUCGGAUCAUCACCUGGACCACAGAACCUAAAAGCUCAGAUGUUAGGAAG
Molecule: messenger RNA, 2589 nt
Organism: Tinamus guttatus (white-throated tinamou)
Lineage: Eukaryota; Metazoa; Chordata; Aves; Tinamiformes; Tinamidae
Source: RefSeq, a predicted model, not a curated record